CCCAGCUCUCGCGCCCGGUCCGCGCUGCGCGCGGUAUUUUUAUCCGUGCGUGAACAGCCCUCCUCCUCCUCCUCCUUCUCCUCCUCCUCCUCCUCUUCCUCGCCGCUCGCAGCCCGCCGGCAGCACCCGGAGCCGAGCGCGAACCGCAAGCGAGACCCCGAGUCGCGCGCCCCGCCCGCCAUGGACCCCAAGGACCGCAAAAAGAUCCAGUUCUCGGUGCCUGCACCCCCCAGCCAGCUCGACCCCCGCCAGGUGGAGAUGAUCCGGCGCCGGAGACCAACCCCGGCCAUGCUGUUCCGGCUCUCAGAGCACUCCUCCCCAGAGGAGGAGGCCUCCCCCCACCAGAGAGCAGCAGGAGAGGGGCACCAUGUCAAGUCGAAGAGAGCCAACCCCUGUGCCUACACACCCCCCUCACUGAAAGCCGUGCAGCGCAUCGCCGAGUCUCACUUGCAGUCCAUCAGCAACGUGGGCGAGAACCAGGCCUCGGAGGAGGAGGAUGAGCUGGGGGAGCUGCGGGAGCUGGGAUACCCCCGAGAAGAGGACGAGGACGAGGAGGAAGAGGAGGAGGAGGAGGAAGAAGAGGACAGCCAGGCUGAAGUCCUGAAGGGCGGCAGGGGGUCUGCCGGGCAGAAGACAACCUGUGGCCAAGGUCUGGAGGGGCCCUGGGAACGCCCACCUCCUCUGGAUGAGCCCCAGAGAGAUGGAAGUUCCGAGGACCAAGUGGAAGACCCAGCCCUAAGUGAGCCUCAGGGCCCUGCUGCGGCUGAGCCUGGCACAUAGGCACCCGGUUCUGCAUCUUCCAGGAGGAAGUGGAGGGGCAUCGCUCUUCCCCAAGAAACUCACUCUGUUCCCACCUUAUGUUGUACCCUGCCCCUGACCUGCUAGGGCUGCGGCUUCUGACUUCUAGGAGACUAAGGCUGGUCUUUGCUUGUCCACUUUGUGUUUGCCCACCUUUGGCCGAUGCCCAGAGAACCCGGGCACUUGCCGCCUGAUGCCUACCCUUGCCAGUCGUUCCUCCACUUUCCCAGUGGGAGGUGGGAUAUGGGACGUGGGACAGCUCACACUGGAAAGCCCGGGGAGCCCUUCACGGUUCUACUCCCAGAUCCUCUCCCCUGGGCACAGGAGACCCACAGGGCAGGACCCUAAGAUCUGGGGAAAGCAGGCACCGAGAACCGCGGGUGCCCCUCUCCUACCAGGGGUUCUGAGUCACCACCCCCUGCCAGGGCCCAGCCUCCCUAUUUCGGAACCCUUCUUAUCACCCCUGCCUCUUCUGGGUGCUCGGAAGAAGGGCUGGCAAAGGCUGCUUGUUGCGUUUUGUUUGUGCUUUGACGCAGGAAUGCUGCUUGGUAUACACCCUGGGGUGGGGGGCGUGGUAGGGGGAGCCAGGUUCUCGUCCGCCAGCCGCUCUGUACCCUUCCCCUUCUUCCCGGACCCCUGGCCUGAACU
This is a messenger RNA of Lepus europaeus (European hare), 1446 nucleotides long. RefSeq names its product protein phosphatase 1 regulatory inhibitor subunit 1B (gene PPP1R1B). Gene Ontology annotation, biological process: intracellular signal transduction. NCBI's taxonomy places the organism in Eukaryota, Metazoa, Chordata, Mammalia, Lagomorpha, Leporidae. Gene Ontology annotation, cellular component: cytoplasm. Bases 181 to 780 code for a protein of 199 amino acids. The record is from RefSeq and is a predicted model, not a curated record. Gene Ontology annotation, molecular function: protein phosphatase inhibitor activity. The transcript has 7 exons.